CAAAGGACCCCAUAGAGACGACCUAUACCACGACGACACGAUCAACUGACUGAUCAGGUCGUCUGAAGCGGAAGUGAGAUCCUCGCUUGCUCUCUCACUCACUGCCAGCCGUCGUAACGAACUGCUCCUCCGACCAGAAGUGGGCGGAGUCCGUCGUCCUCCCCCAACCAAGCAAGGUGCUCCCAGUCCUAACCCGCCACCGCUGCAGUGCAGCUUCGUAGCGGCGGCGGCGGUGGUGGUGGCGGCGUCCGUUCUAGUUCAGGUCCAGUUGGCCCGAAGCCUCCCUCCGACCGUCGCAUCAAUCCUCACGCGUUCAGUUUCCCCCGGACGCUGAAAACGGAGACACUAUGACGGCCACGUCGGCGGACAAGCAGUACUGGGAGGAGUUCAUCGAACUCUACAAGCAACACCCAUGCCUGUGGAAGAUGAAGAGCAAGGAGUACUCGGACAAGGGCAUGCGGAACAGGGCCUACAACGUGUUGGCCGAGAAGUUGCGGGAGAGGGACACGACGGCCACUCGCGUGACGGUGGCCAAGAAGAUCAACAACCUCAGGUCCUGCUUCCGGAAGGAGAUCAAGAAGGUCGAGGCUUCGGUGAGGUCGGGCGCGUCGGCGGACGACCUGUACGUCCCGUCGCUGUGGUACUACGACUUGCUGCUGUUUCUGAAGGACCAGGAGACGCCGGGGUCCUCCACGUCCAGCAUCAAUGAUGAGGAUGACCUGGCACCUGCGGGCAAGGAGGGUAUGUCCUACGACCCAAUUACAACCACAACUCUGUCCCAUAGACAAGAGAGAGUGCCGGAGAAACUAAAAGAACGAGUCUCUGUAGACUAUGGCAGCGACACAAUUGCGGCACCGAAGAGGCACAAAUCCUCUGGAGAAACGUGCCAUACUCAUCCCUGUCAGCCGGCUAGCCAGCAGCAGCAGCAGCGCUGUUGCCUGCAUAGCGAUUCGCCCCUUGCACAGUCCUCCAUAGAAGUCAGAGAUGAGUUCAACAUCUUUGCGGACUACGUGGCGAGCGAGUUGAGGGCUGUGACAGACAGAAAGGCCCUGGCCCUGGCGAAACACAACAUCAACACCAUCCUCUUUGAAGCAACGACUGGGCUCUACAGCAAACAUAAUUCUAACGAUGACUAGGACUAGGAUUCUCAACAGCUGAGAUGGAGUGGACAACAGCUAUGUGUCGGAUGGGAAUAGUGACCAGGAGAGGGAGAGCUGAGUGACUCAGCUAGCAAAGUAGGUUGGAAUGGACAGCAACCAAAGUCCGAAAGAGACUAGGGACCAGGAGAGAGACAGCUGAAUGACUCGGCUACUGCAAGUUGGAAAGAACAACAACUGUGACUCAAAUGGAAUUAUGAGGGCCUAGGAGAUGGACAGUUGAGUGACUCAACAAGUAAAUGUGAGUUAGAAUCUAAAACAACCAUGAGUCAGAUGGGACUAGUGACCAGAAUAGACACACGGCUGAGUGACUCAACGAGUAAAUGAGAGUUGGUGCGCGCAACAGCUGAGAGUCAAAUGGGAAUAGUGACUAGGAGAGAGACAGCUGAGUGAUUCAGCUACUGUGAGUUGGAAAGUACAACAUCUGUGAGUCAA
Macrobrachium nipponense is the source of this 1592-nucleotide messenger RNA. RefSeq lists its product as uncharacterized. Bases 348 to 1136 code for a protein of 262 amino acids. NCBI's taxonomy places the organism in Eukaryota, Metazoa, Arthropoda, Malacostraca, Decapoda, Palaemonidae. The transcript has 3 exons. The record is from RefSeq and is a predicted model, not a curated record.